Vespa mandarinia (Asian giant hornet) is the source of this 982-nucleotide messenger RNA. RefSeq names its product chymotrypsin inhibitor-like. The record is from RefSeq and is a predicted model, not a curated record. NCBI's taxonomy places the organism in Eukaryota, Metazoa, Arthropoda, Insecta, Hymenoptera, Vespidae.
GAUACUUAUCAGGAAAUAAAGUUGUGAUUGCUCAAGAUAAAUACACACUUAUGAUUUAAUUGACUCAUCUACUCUAUACAUAUUAUCUGUUUAAAUGUUACGUUCAAGAACGCAAUUAUUAUAAAUAGUUGAAGCAAACAAAAAAUCCUAAAGGGGAAAUCCCAGUACAUAAUAUUCGCUAAUAACAUUCGCACAACAGCGUGUAUGUACAUAGAAAAUAUAUGUUUAUACUCAAUGCGGUACAAGAAGAAACAUAACUAAAGAUUAACAAAAAAUUCUAUCCUGCAAGUAGCGUGGAGAUGGAUGGUCUAAUAAUGAAAAAAGUUAUGGCACAUUAAAAAUAUUCUAGAAAGUAUGAGUACAACACAUUUCUAUUCUUGGAUACAGUCAGACAAAAAACUGACAGUUUAUAUUUAUGUGAGUGUAUAUGAAUACUCCGCGUUAUGUAAAACCGUAGAGUGCGUUAUGUAAAUGCUAGGUACAAUUUAUGAGACUCGUUAUAUCGAAACCGCAUUUAUAAGUAUCGCGUUAUAUAAAGAUUAUCUGUAAAAUAAACAUCAUAAGUCAUUUGCAGAAACAAAAACAGUUCGCGAAUAUAAAGUGUACCGCAUGAACAAUAUCGAAUUCUAUUGUCUAAAUCGUUCUAAAUCGACAUGUCUCGCGUUACGACGAUUAUUUUUAUAUUAGCUCUUUGCAUCUCAUCCAUCGUCUACAUAUCCGCUUGCGGAUCAAAUGCGAUUUGUACCGAUUGUGCGAGUACCUGUCCGCUAACUUGUGAAAACUAUAAUAAUCCACCUAAAAUCUGUUCUGAUAUAUGUAGAAAAGGAUGUGAAUGCAUAAACGGAUAUAUAUUUAACAGCGAAGGUGAAUGCGUUUUACCUAGUGAAUGUUAAUAUUUCGUAGAAAUGUCUAAUUCAAUUGUAUUGAAGAAAAUGUAUAUGUGUUUCACAUAAAUACAAUAAUAAAAUAUGAUUAUAGUAUA